CAAACUGUCACCAUGCCCAUUCUGGAGAGAGACGCGUCGAGGGACCCGGCGGAAAGUCAACAUGCCUUGCCCAAGGUCCCUCUGCCCCCGCUGAAGCAAACCCUCGACAUGUACCUGAAGAGCAUGGAGCACCUGGUGGGGAAGGAGCAGUUCAGCAAAACCAAAACCAUCGUGGAGAAGUUCGGGGCCCGCGGGGGGGCCGGCGAGACCCUGCAGAAGAAGCUUCUGGAACGGAGGGAAAGUACGACCAACUGGAUCUAUGACUACUGGCUCCAAGACAUGUACCUGACCAACCGAGUGGCUCUGCCCGUGAACUCCAACCCUGCCAUGGUCUUUCCCAAACAGGCCUUCCGAGAUCGGAAAGACGCCCUCAGAUUCGCUGCUCAUCUCGUCACGGGGGUGUUGGAGUACAAGUCUCUCAUUGACACACAGGCGCUGGCCGUGGACUACGCCCGGGGCCAGCUGGCCGGCACCCCGCUGUGCAUGCAGCAGUACAGCCGCAUGUUCACCUACUACCGCCGGCCGGGUCACACGACCGACACCCAGAUCGAGAGCCCCGCCGCCGCCGCGGCCUCGGAGCCGGAGCACAUCAUCGUGGCGUGUAAAAACCAGUUCUUUGUGUUGGACAUAGUCUCCAACCUAAAGAGGCUGAACGAGAUGGACAUCUUGUCCCAGCUUGAGAAGAUCGUGUCCAUGGCAGAGAGAUCUCAGGACAGGCUUCCCCCCUUCGGCCUCUUCACCUCCGAUGGCAGGAAGGAAUGGGCUCAAGCCAGGGACGAACUCAUUAAAGACCCGACCAACAGGGCGUCCCUGGCGCUGAUGGAGAGCUGUGUGUGCGUGGUGUGUCUGGACGAGCCCACCAAGCUGGAGCCCAGCGACACCAACCGGGCCCUGCUGCUGCUCCACGGAGGGGGCCGCGACAUGAACGGCGGCAACCGCUGGUACGACAAGUCCAUGCAGUAUGUGGUAGGAAUGGACGGCGUGUGCGGCGUGCUGUGUGAGCACUCGCCCUUCGAGGGCAUCGUGAUGGUGCAGAGCUCAGAAUACCUGCUGAAGUACAUGACAAGGAGCCCCUCCAAGAUGGCGAGGUCACUCAGCGUGACGGAUCUUUCUCCACCGAGGAGGCUGCCCUGGAAGUCCAAUCCUCACAUCCAGGCUCUCCUAUCAGGCUCUUCAGAUAGACUUCAGAGGCUAGUCGCUAACCUUGAUAUGGACGGCUACAAGUUCAAAUUCUACGGGAAAGAAUUCAUCAAGAAGCAGAGGAUGAGUCCAGAUGCUUACAUACAGGUGGCGUUACAACUGGCCUUCUACAGAUGCAACGGCCGGCUUGUCUCCACCUACGAGAGCGCCUCCAUCCGCCGCUUCCAGGAGGGCCGCGUGGACAACAUCCGCUCUGCCACCCCCGAGGCACUGGCCUUCGUGAAGUCCAUGACGGAUGAAAAGCCGGCUCUCAGUGAUUCGGAAAGGAUGAAAAGACUGCGGGAUGCCAUAAAGGCCCAGACUGACUACACGAUUGCAGCCAUCACAGGGAUGGCCAUAGACAAUCAUCUCCUGGGGCUUCGUGAGAUGGCCAAGGAGCUCAAGAUGGAGCAGCCGGAUAUCUUCUCUGAUGAGACGUACCGGGCCAGCAACCAGUUUAUCCUCUCCACCAGUCAGGUCUCCACGGUGAUGGAGAUGUUCUGCUGCUACGGCCCCGUGGUGCCCAACGGCUACGGGGCCUGUUACAACCCCCAGGCCAACCACAUCGUCUUCUGCGUGUCCAGCUUCCGGGAGAGCACCGAGACCUGCUCGGCGGUGUUCACCAAGGCACUGGAGCAGGGUCUGCUGGAGAUCAGGGACCUGUGCCAUAGAAGUGGUGCUGCUGCCGCCGCCGCCGUCUCCGGCCUAGACCAGCUCAUCAUCACCCUCCCCCUCCUCAUCGUGCCCACACCCUCCCCCCUGAACACUCUCAAAGCGAAGGGGGAGAAGGAGGAGCAGGAGCAGGAAUGA
This is a messenger RNA of Gadus chalcogrammus (walleye pollock), 1989 nucleotides long. Its product is annotated as choline O-acetyltransferase-like. The record is from RefSeq and is a predicted model, not a curated record. Gene Ontology annotation, biological process: neuromuscular synaptic transmission; acetylcholine biosynthetic process. NCBI's taxonomy places the organism in Eukaryota, Metazoa, Chordata, Actinopteri, Gadiformes, Gadidae. Gene Ontology annotation, molecular function: choline O-acetyltransferase activity. The transcript is spliced from 15 exons. Bases 13 to 1989 code for a protein of 658 amino acids. Gene Ontology annotation, cellular component: neuron projection; cytoplasm.